Molecule: messenger RNA, 2664 nt
Organism: Panicum hallii
Lineage: Eukaryota; Viridiplantae; Streptophyta; Magnoliopsida; Poales; Poaceae
Exons: 4
Coding region: 1967-2455 (162 amino acids)
Source: RefSeq, a predicted model, not a curated record
CAACUCAUUGGUCAGGUGCCUUGCUUGCCUGGAUGGUUGAUUUCUUCUUGUUCCGGGGGUGGCUUGUGCUGGGAGGCAUAUGGAUGCACGAGAUGCUACUACUAUUCAACUCCUGCCAUUGCUGGCUUGUCCCGGAGAAAAUUCCCUUUAACCCGUUCGCUCAAUACCACUGAAAAUUAGACCAUCCCUUCAAUACCAUCACUUUAAUUUUCCAUCCCUCCUAUACCAUCACCGUUAUAUUUUGAGCAGAACACCGUCUACCACCGUUAAACUAGACAAAUCAUAUGUUUUUGUUCCAUUUUUACCCCUCUCCAAAACUUAUGCUUAGUGCCGGACACAUCUCAUCUCCAACCCUAUCCUGUCCCGUGCUGACCCCGCUCCCCGCUCCCAUGCCGCGCCGCCGCACUUUGAUUUGCACCGGGCCCGUCGAUCUCCCCGUCCUGGAUCUGCAGGCCCGUCAGGGGUCAGGAGGGAGACGUACGGCCCCUCCACACGUGGGCAUCGGGGGCGCGCGGCAGCAGGCCCUAGCACCAGGCUGGGCGUUGCUUGGGGGGCGCGUGGCAGCCGCCCCUAGCGCCGGGCAGGGUGCUGCGUGGGGGGCGCGCAGGCGCAGGCCCGUCGCGUCUACGCGUGGGGUGCGGGGCCCUUCUGCGCCCCUGCGCUCGCAGGGGAUGGGGACUCCAUGACAAAACGUCGUCCACUCUUGGCUUCCUGCAGGGACGGACCCUAAGUCGAGCUACCUGUUGGAAAUCAGAAUCAGUUGCAAUCCAAAAAAUCAUAGGAAGGAUUUUUCAUACUUUACCUUCAACAAAAUAGUGGAUUCUGAUCUAUGCAAUUUCAAAUACCUCAUCGCAGAAAUUAUGGAUCAGUACCCUCAUGGAUACCAGGAAGUAGUACAUGUUUUUACUAUGAUGGUGUCAAAAAAUGCUCCCUUGAAGUCCCAACAGAUCAGGAACUCCUUGAGAUGUUUAGCAAACAUGUUGGUAGCAAGGUAGUUCGCAUGACUAUUACAUAUACUAAACCUACUGAUGAUGUGCCUAUUCCUGAGUCCUACACUCCAGAAAAUUAAGAUUUACUUGAUAUCCCAUGCACCCCAUCUAUGCCUUAUCCAUCUCUAGCUGCAGCAAGCCAGUCCACUGAGCCAAUAUCUAACAAACAUACAAAGCCAACAGCAAGCUAACCCACUGAACCUAGCACAAAUGAACCUAAUGAUGAUGACGAUGAGUAUCUAGCAAAUCCUCAACCACAAAAUGAACAUGUGGGUGUCGAUGAUGAAUCCUUGUACUUACCUGCUCGUAAGACAUAUGUGGGUGAGGAAAGCGACUUCGAGUUUGAUUCCAAAUCCGAUGAGAAGUACGAGGUAAAAUCAUACUAAGAUAUGGACAAGAAGUUAAUUCCGGAUCCAUUGCAAAGUUGACUAUGUCACAAACAAUUUGGCAGAGUGCUUCAACAAUUGGGUAAAGAAGUACAAGGGUUUGAAUUUGGAUAACUUUAUGGACUUGAUUAGGCAGCUUAUUAUGGACAAAUGGGAUAUUAGAAGUGAUAUAUCAAAAAAGAUGGAAGGAGUCAUUUUGCCACACAUCAUCAAGGAUCUGAGGGAGCAAAGUAGGAAUUUAGAUAUGGAUGUGCAGUGAAGUGGGAAUAUUCUUGCUGAGGUGUCUAUGAAGGGUGGUAGCGGCUACAAAUAUGUUGUCAACUUAGAAGAAAGAACUUGCUCUUGCAGAAAAUGGCAAGUCUCAGGCAUUCCCCGCAAACAUGCCAUUGCAUUUUUCACAUAUUUUAGGGAACCUUUGGAAAAAUAUGUUGACAUGUUCUACUCAAUUGAGAAAUUCAAGGCGGCAUAUGAGGCUCUAAUCCCAGCUAUGCGUGAUAAGGCACAAUGGCCACAAUCUGACCAUAGUUUUUUAUUGCAUCCACCACACCUAAAAUAUACAGUGAAUAGAAGAUAAAAUCAAAGAUUCAAAGGAUGCAUAGAAGGUGGCACAAUAAGAAAGAAAGGCAUCAGUGCAAAGUUUGCAAGAAAUAUGGCCAUCGCUGGUAUAAGUGUAAGGAUGGUGACCCUGAUGACAUAGCAGCAAUGCUGGCUGAAAAGGUUCCACCAAAGAAAAGGAAGAAAAUUACUGAACCAUCUUGUGAGAGCACUGACCCGGCACCUAAGGCAAUGCAUUUUCCUUAUAGGUCUGGAAGUGGCUCAAACCAACUUGAGCCACUUUCCAUCAAGUACCUGAUGAUACCUACAUGUGAGAUCACACCACCUCCUGCCAUCUCCAAGUCUACAAGAGAGAAGAUAGCUAAAGGGAAGGCAAAGACAGCAGGGAAAAAGAAGAAGAAGGAAGUUUCAGUGCCACCUGAUAGUCCGGCAAUGGGUACUAGAAGCAAAACCCCCCAGAAGGACAGCCCUACCUCAGAUACUAGAAGCAAAAGAAAGCUUCCACUUCCAGAUCUAAACUGCUAGUUCAUUUUGUGGGUUCUAUUUUGCUUGGUCUUUGUAAACCAAAUUGUAAUUUCUUUUGGGGAGAUGUUGUGAGCUACUAGUUGCUUCUAGUACUUUGUUCUUUUGCUAAGAUAUUGUGAGCUACUAAUUGCUUGCUGCUAGUAUGUUGCAUGCAUGGUUGUUUGUAUGGACAAAAAUGGCUGAUUGGAAUAUGCUUGUAUGGACAUCAA